Messenger RNA from Mollisia scopiformis, 1013 nucleotides. Its product is annotated as EBDP2, emopamil-binding protein. Gene Ontology annotation, cellular component: endoplasmic reticulum; membrane. Gene Ontology annotation, molecular function: steroid Delta-isomerase activity; C-8 sterol isomerase activity; cholestenol delta-isomerase activity. Gene Ontology annotation, biological process: sterol biosynthetic process. NCBI's taxonomy places the organism in Eukaryota, Fungi, Ascomycota, Leotiomycetes, Helotiales, Mollisiaceae. The coding region runs from base 231 to 1013 and encodes 260 amino acids. The transcript is spliced from 4 exons. The record is from RefSeq and is a predicted model, not a curated record.
CGUUGAGCCUGGAGCUAGGUCCACGAUGCUUUGCUUGUUUUUACCGUCACCGUCACCUUCACCUACACCCAAAAGCCGGGUUUUUCUUCGCAGAUAAGGAUCCUUGGGUAUUUCAUAUUCACUCGUAAUCUGCAGAUUGCGCCUCGCAUCUUUUGCAUCUUUCACAUCUUUCUCUUUCUCCCAUCUCCAUCUUUUUCAAUUCAAUUGACCUCGCAGACUCUGUAAUCAAGAUGGCAUCAAUCAUCUACCAAGCCCUCAAUACCACCCGCGAUACCGCCAACAUGAUCACCAACCACCCCUACUAUCCCCUCGAAGUCGAGAUUGCCUCCUACCUCGCGAACGAAUGGUCCGUCCCAAUGCUGCUGAGCAUGUUCGCAGGUCUCUGCGCCCUCGUGCUGUUCGGUACCGUCUGCGUGGUGGAUAAGGUACACAAGAACCUCCCAGCUCGGGAGAAGGCAGCCAUCUGGUGGUUUGUUCUGUCUGGCGCAAUCCACCUCUUUUUCGAAGGCUACUUCUCCCUCAAUCAUACUCGAAUGGGCCCAGCACAAGAUCUAUUCGGGCAGCUUUGGAAGGAAUAUGCGCUCUCCGACAGCAGAUAUUUGACCUCUGACCCAUUCGUCCUCUGCAUGGAAACAGUCACAGCUUUCACAUGGGGACCUCUCUGCUUCGUUGUCGCCUCCUUCAUUACGACCUCUCACCCUCUCCGUCACCCUCUCCAGAUCAUUGUCUGCGUUGGCCAGAUCUAUGGUUUGAUCCUCUACUAUGCGACCAGCAUGUUCGAUCACUUCUACAUGGGUGUAACAUAUUCUCGACCGGAGUUCCUGUACUUCUGGGUCUACUAUUUCUUCAUGAACUUCAUCUGGAUGGUGUUCCCUGGAAUGUUGCUGGUGAGCAGUGUCAGAAGAAUUGCCAAAGCUUUCAGGGCUUUGGACAACCUCGAGGCUACAUCGAAGGGCGCAAAUGGAAAGGCGACCAACGGGAAGGCCAAUGGACAUUCCAAGAAGGAUUCGUAA